This is a messenger RNA of Beauveria bassiana ARSEF 2860, 1020 nucleotides long. RefSeq lists its product as uncharacterized. The record is from RefSeq and is a predicted model, not a curated record. Lineage: Eukaryota; Fungi; Ascomycota; Sordariomycetes; Hypocreales; Cordycipitaceae. The coding region runs from base 1 to 1020 and encodes 339 amino acids. The transcript has 5 exons.
AUGGACGAACGAUUCAGUGGAGUCGACCUCGCGACCAGCGCACUGGUCGCUCGACCAAAGGACAUGAAGAUACUCAAUGUUAUAAAAUUUUCAGCAUCUCUGUCAAAACGCAUGCUCGUCUCUACAACGAUUUGGCAUUUCUGGGGCUCUGUACCCUUGCGCAAAGAGACCAUCCCGGCUCGGGAGCGUCACAUGUGCCACAUCGACCUUUUCAAGGCCCAUCUUGGGAGCCUAAUUGGCAUUCAACACAACUUCGGCGUUGCUUGGGUCUUCACGGAGUGGUUCAUGACGAUCUUUUCAACGCACCUGGCUCGAUGGCCGUUGAAUAUUCCAUUCAAGGGAAACGAGCUGGCCGUGUCAGGAAUCUUCAUCAACAAGAUCCGAGCCCUGGGAGACUUUUGCCUCAAAGGUCGACACCUCGAGUUAUCGGACCCAAACUCCAGGCUGUUUCAGCAUGCGGCAUACACCAGCAGCGAGAGCAAGGUUGAAGCGUUUGCAUGCACCUUGAGCCUCCUUGGUGUUUAUCUCGAUCCUGUGCCUUCGCCAGAUGUCGUCAUUAGCAAGAGUGUUACUCGGCAUAUAUUACCCGGUUUGGAGGAGGCAUCACCUCGGGGAUCGUCUUGGCGAACCGAUGAAGAGUGCUCAAAGCUUGGUCAUGACUAUACAUGCCGAGGACCAAACCAACGUCUCGUGGUCGUGCUGUUGAAGUCUGCGCUGUUGAAGUCUGCUUUGCAGCACGACUUGGCGUUUGAUGAAAUCAUUCCAUCAUCACAUAGCCGCUAUGGCAUUUCCGAAGUGAAAUCGGUCGGCAAAGAGCAGCUCAAAAUUUGGCAGACAAAAGGUUUACGAGCACCGGUUCGCUACGCCAUUACGGCCAAUGUGGCCAUCGACAUGGUCAAAGGUCUGCAAAAAGGCUCUCCAGAAACCCAACUCCAGAUUCUCAUUACAGGGUCCGCACAUCUCGUCGGUCAAUCUCUCGGCGCAUUGGGCGGCGAGGAGGUCGUAAAAACCACCAAGUAA